Molecule: messenger RNA, 4312 nt
Organism: Juglans regia (Persian walnut)
Lineage: Eukaryota; Viridiplantae; Streptophyta; Magnoliopsida; Fagales; Juglandaceae
Product: protein OBERON 4-like
Exons: 2
Coding region: 317-4066 (1249 amino acids)
Cellular component (GO): nucleus
Source: RefSeq, a predicted model, not a curated record
AUUCCCACCCUCAUCCCCGCCGGUGAAGUUUUCUGACCAAUCUCUCCUCUCGCUUUACCAUAGCCCUAAAACCCUACCUCGAAUGGUAAUACCCGUAAAUUACGCUUAAACUCUCGGGGGCACUUCAUUAGAAAAAUUCCCCCCAAUAGUACGGUAAGUACCUCGCGGUCGCUCCUUCAUCGAAUCUUCUUCUACUUCCAGUAAAAAAACCCUAGCUUUGCUUCGUUUUUUGGGAGAGGAAGCCUGUUUCUGUUAAUUUGCUUGUUUAUGAAUUUUGGCAAAGAAAGUUUGAGAAUUUCGUUCGUAGCUUUGGAGGAUGAAGAGGCUCAGGUCUGGCGGCGAGGAUCUCGAUUCCUACGGAGAUAAGUGCAAGGAUCCAAACCCCAUUCCCAACCCGAGCCGGUCGUCCUCCUCUUCGCACCGGAGUUUCUACUACAAGCCGGAUAAUGCACGCAAGGGUUUUGCUCGGUACGACCGGGAUCGGUCGGCGGAAGACGACCGCGACGCCUCGAGAAUGCUGCGGAAGCGAUCGGAGCACGAUUUCGACGGGGGUUUUGAACGGAGAAAGGGUGGAUUCGAUCGUUACAGCGGAGAGAGCAGAGGAGGGUAUGAUCGUAACUUGAUGCACCGGUCUGAUAGCUUUUGCGGUGGGUUGUCGUCGUCAAGGAGGGAGUUUCCAAAGGGGUUUCGAUCGGAGCGGUCUUCUUCUGCAGCGUCUGAGCGGUCGCGGCGCGAGGGGAGUGUGUCGUCGUGGCGGCGAUUUGGGAGCAAUAAUAAUGGGAAUAAGGAUUCGGAGGAGAGCACUAGAGGAGUGGGAGGAAGUAGAAUUGGAUUGAGGGACGUGAAAUCGCCAACGUGGUCCAGGGAUUCCGCUGCCAGCGAGCCGUCGAGGAUGAUGAGGGCUUUAAAUUCGGGUUCUUCACCGGUACGAGCCUCAAGAGCGAUUCCGAGGACGAAGGAAGAUUCGAAGGACAACUCCAAAUCGAAAUCAAAAUCGCCAAGUUGGUCGAGGGAAUCGGGGGCAAGCGAACACUCUAGGAGUGUGGAUGUGGAGAUGGUGAAGAAGUGUACCGAGGAGGUGCAGGUUGAGAGUAAGAGUAGCAGUGAAAUGGAGGAAGGAGAGCUUGAGCCUGAGCCUGAGCCUGAGCCUGAGCCUGAGCCUGAGCCUGAGCCUGAGCCUGAGCCAGAACACGAGCCCGAGCCUGAACCCAGCCCAGAAUCGAAAUCUGUGCGUGGGGUUGAGCGUCAAUUGGGUCAUGAAGCUGAGGCUGAAACCGAAACGGAGAAAAGAGAUCGUGUGGGCAUGGAAUUGGAUAAUAUUGAGAAUAAGGAGAUUGAGGUUAAAUACCGGAUUGAAGACUCAAGUACAGUCGUGGAGGAUGGACUGAAUGAAGCAAUGGGUAAAGAAGAAAUAGAGAUGGAGAUUGAGAUUGAGAGAGAGCUGCCAGAUAAUAUGGACGUUUGUGAGGAGGGGAAAGAGAAGGGGGUUGAUGAUGAAGUACAAUGGGUUGAGAGUGAGAACAAUGGGAUGGCGGAAAACAAUGAAGGUGGCGAUAAGGAAGAAGAGGGUGUGAGGAAGGUUAGGGAAUGUGAAGAGGAAACAAAGAUGGCUGCAGUGGUUGUUGACAAGUCUUCUUUGGGUUUUGAUGAGGAGAGUAAAGAACAAGAUAAGGGUAUGAUAGAUCUUGAAGCCAAGGCAGAGGAUGUGGAAAUACGUGGGUUGAAUGAGUACGAAAAUGGAGGGCCUGAAUCCAAUAUGAGGAUAGAAACAGAGGGUUUAAAGAGUCAUAAUUUCAUGGAUAAAGGCAAAUGUGUGUCUGUCGCACCUGCCCAUGUCACAAAUUCUGUUGAAGAUGGUGAAUCCGUUGGAAGGAAAUCUAGGGAGUUUGAGACUUGCGGGGAUAGCGAUGAUAUGGAAGGACCAAGUACGCGGGGGUUUGAGCUGUUUACAAGCUCUCCUGUUAGAAGAGAAGAGAAAGGUGAUCGAUCUGGUGCCAAUAACAAGCAGGAGGAAAAGUUGGUGCUAGAGCCACUUGAUCUUUCGCUAAGUUUACCAAAUGUUUUAUUACCAAUCGGUGGUGGUGAUACGAAUCAAGCUGCUCCGGGUUCACCUAGUCCAGCAAUGAGUGUUCAGUCCUUGAGUAAUACGUUCUGUACAAACUCGGAUGGAUUUACCGCAUCAAUGUCUUUUUCAGGUUCUCAGACAGUUUAUCACAACCCGAGCUGUUCUUUCACGCAGAAUUUGAUGGACAACUACGAACAAUCAGUUGGCAGCCGCCCCAUAUUUCAGGGAAUCGAUUGGCAGGGACAGUCGCAGAAUGAGUCCAAGCAGAAAGAAAUUCCCUUGUAUCAAAAAAUCUUGAUGAAUGGAAAUGGCUCUCUGAAUCAGUCUCAAGGCAUUUCUAAUGGUCAGGCUGUGCAAGGACAACAUCAUAGGGUCACGGAAGGAAGCUCUAAAAUGUCCAGUGGGCUAGAGAGGCAGUUGAGUUUUCAAAGGCAGUUGUCAGGAGGACGGUCAAGGCACCUGGAUGAUGUUAGAUCACCCUCGCAGAGUGUAGGGUCUCAUGAUAUUGGUUCCAAUUAUAGUUUUGACAGGAAGCGAGGAAUGAGAGAGAAGAAUAAUGGUAGUUUACAUAGGACUAGUAGCCAGAAGGAGCAUGAACAGCUUCUGAUAGGAGGAGUUGAAUUUGUUGAGACGGCCGUUGCCAGGAUAGUUGCUGAACCAUUACAUUUAAUGGCUAGGAAAUUUCAUGACAUGACAGGACAAUCCAUAGCAUGUCUAAAAGAGAGCAUUCGCGAGAUCAUGUUGAAUGUGGACAAGCGACCACAACUAUUCGCAUUUCAGAAAGCUCUUCAGGACAGGUCUGACGUAACCCUGGAGAUGCUACUGAAAUCCCAUCGGGCUCAAUUGGAGAUCUUGGUCGCGUUGAAAACUGGUCUACCAGAUUACCUUCAACAGGACAACUCGUCUACUCAUUUGGCAGAGGUUUUUCUGAACUUAAAAUGUAGAAAUCUUACCUGUAAGAACCCUUUGCCUGUGGAUGAAUGCGAUUGCAAGGUUUGUGUGCAGAAGAAUGGUUUUUGCAGUGCUUGCAUGUGUCUUGUGUGCUCGAAGUUUGACAUGGCGUCAAAUACUUGUAGUUGGGUUGGGUGUGAUGUUUGUCUUCAUUGGUGCCAUACCGAUUGUGGGUUACGAGAAUCUUACAUUAGAAAUGGAAGGAGUACUACGGGGGCUUAUGGGACAACGGAGAUGCAGUUCCAUUGUGUUGCCUGUGAUCAUCCUUCUGAGAUGUUCGGCUUUGUAAAUGAAGUUUUUCAAAAUUUUGCGAAGGAUUGGACAGUUGGAACUCUUUCUAGAGAGCUUGAAUAUGUGAAGAGAAUUUUUUGUGAUAGCAAGGACAUGAGGGGAAGACGACUUCAUGAAAUUGCUGACCAGAUGCUGGCAAGCUUGGCAAAUAAGUCUGACCUUCAGGAGGUCUACAGUCAUAUCAUGUCUUUUCUUACUGACGCUAAUUCGCCCAAGUUAGGCAAGACAUCAAUCUCAAAUGGGAAGGACCAAGGUAAAGAAGGCAAUGGGAUGGCUGGGACUAGCAAGGAUUCCACUUGGCUAAAAUCCAUCUAUUCUGAGAAGGGCCCUAGGUUGGAAACAACAGCUAGUAUACUUCCUAGCUUCAGAUAUGACCGGAAUGAUAAACUCACUUUGGAGUCAGAGUUGCAGACAAGUGUUCAGAAGGAACCUCUAUUUGAUGAAUUAGAGAGUAUUGUGAAAAUCAAACAAGCAGAAGCUAAAAUGUUCAAAGAACGUGCCGAAAUUGCACGAAGAGAAGCAGAGGGGCUGAAACGCAUUGCCAUUGCAAAGAAUGAAAAAAUUGAAGAGGAGUAUGCAAGUCGAAUUGCAAAGUUGCGUUUGGCUGAGGCCGAAGAAAUGCGCAAACAAAAAUCCGAAGAACUCAAGGCCCUAGAGAGACAACAUCAAGAAUACUUCAAUAUGAAAAUGAGGAUGGAAGCAGAUAUUAAAGAUCUGUUACUGAAAAUGGAAGCCACCAAGCGAAACCUUUCCUCGUGAUUAGCUGAUCAACAGAUUUUUCUCUAUUGAAUUCUCUCACCUUCUUAGGUAAUUGUACCCUUAGUUUCAAAAUUUCUACCCACUGUAGUUCAUUAUUAGUAGGUGUAUCUUCUGUUUUAGGUUCUGUUAAAUUUUAUUUUCCUGUUUGAGCUUCUAACCAGAAUCUGUACAGAAACUGCAACAUCUCUGUGUUAUAAAAGGUUCCCAUUUAGGGUAGCAAUGAUAGUUACAGAGCUUUUAUUUCCA